Lachancea meyersii CBS 8951 is the source of this 3276-nucleotide messenger RNA. The record is from the annotation of a GenBank genome assembly. NCBI's taxonomy places the organism in Eukaryota, Fungi, Ascomycota, Saccharomycetes, Saccharomycetales, Saccharomycetaceae.
AUGAGAGGAUCCAGAAAUAGAGAGGAAUCUCAAAAUUCAAGUGCUGAUGGCGAUGAUGCCAGUCUUCUUAAGAGAUUAAAGAUCGGACAUGAAGACCUUUCGCCUUUUAAACCAGGCGCCAUUGUGAAGUUGCGCCUCAAAAACUUUGUUACAUACGCAUUGGGUGAGUUUUGUCUUUCUCCAUCGUUGAAUAUGGUGGUGGGUCCGAAUGGCUCAGGGAAAUCAACUUUUGUCUGCGGAGUGUGUUUAGGGCUAGCAGGCAAGCCAGAGUAUAUUGGGCGAAGCAAGAAAGUGGAGGAUUUCAUCAAAAACGGUGAAACAUCAAGCAUCAUCGAGACGACGCUGAAAGUGGGUCCCGAGGAGCAAUUCAAGGAAUACGCAAACCAAGAUCUCACGACCAAAAUCACGCGUGUGAUAACGCGGAACGUAAAGAAGUCGACAUAUUUCUUGAAUGACCGACCGGUCGAAGAAUCCGUGAUUAAAAGACUGGUGUCAGAUCUCAACAUCCAGUUGGACAAUCUCUGCCAAUUCUUGUCGCAAGAGCGAGUUCAAGACUUUUCUAAACUACGAUCAGAUAAGCUUCUCGUCGAGACUAUACGAUCUGUAGAUGUCAAGAUGGUGGAAAUCUUUGAAGACCUGAAAAAUCUGCAAAGCGAAGAGAUCGACCGGGCUAAAGAACUUUCGAUAAAGGAAUCUCGCUAUACAGAGCUCAAUGCCAAUCGGGAAAGCCUCGAAGCAUCUGUGCGUACUCUGGAGAGUUUUAGACAGAAGAAAAGAGAUCUAGCCAUACAUGAGAAGCUUUUACCGUACGCCAAGGUGAAGGAUCAUAAGCAGAGAAUUCAGGUUUAUAAAAAAAAUUGCGAAACCGCUAAACUUCAACUCAGGUCACUCCUUUCCGACAAAAAACCCUUCAAAAACACCCUUGAAAGAGUUCAAAAAGAGUGCGAAGGAAAGCUGCUGUCGAAAAGCAAGUUGGAGUGCAAUUUCAAGAAUACAAAGGAAAUUUAUUCUACGUAUGUCGAGCGGCUAAACCAGUUUGAGGUUGAUAUCAAGCGUUCACAGGAAGCCAUUAAACAUUACGAAGGUCAUACCGGUCGUAUCCGGAAGAAAAUUGAAGAAACAAAGCAACAUUUGCGCGAGCAAGAACAGCUUCUUACCAGUCUGAAAGAGCCGGAUGAAAAUGAAUUGGAACACAUCACGAUGCAGAGAACUAAUGUCAGUCAAGCUAUCGUUGACAUCAAUGUCAAAUUGAGGGAGUUGAGUUCUGAAGCUGCGAAUGUCAGGCUCAAAAUUAGUUCUCUUAAGACAAGUACAGAGGACAAAAUGAAAAGUUUGAAAUCCGAUGAUAAAAUCAAAGUUUUCGAAGGCAAGGGGCCAAAUUUCAAUGACAUACGAAAUGCUGUGAUGUACGUGCGCAGUAAACCCGAGAUGGCUGGCAGAGUUCUCGAGCCCCCCGUUAUGACUGUAUCUGCGAAGCAGCCCCAGUAUGCAAAUUAUAUUUGGAACUGCGUCGGGCACGCGACUUCCGUGGCGCUUACAAUGGUUGAUGCAGAAGCAUAUGAUCAAUUCAACAACGAGAUUUUGAGGGAGUAUGGGGUUAAUUUGAGGCAGUUGACCACUCAAGAGCUGCGAUCACCGUAUUCACUUUCACAAUUGAAACAAAUGGGAUUUGAUGGAUAUCUCUCGGAUUUACUAUCAGGAGAUAGUCGGGUCAUAAAAAUGUUGUGCCAGGUAAGCAAGCUACACACAGUUCCCUACUCAUUGAACCCUUUAAGUGCUAAGCAACGCGCCUGGAUUAGUAGGCCAAAUGUGAAGGGGGAUCCCACGUUCCGUAAGUUUUAUGUCGGCAAUGAGUGUUUCGAUUAUGGUAGAUCACAUCAUGGCGAUAAAUCGAUUUAUUCCAACAAUAGUUUUGUCAAGAAUCAAUCGUUUUAUAAGGGAACCUCAUUGUCGGAUGAGAGAAGGAAUGAGAUACUUGGCCAAAUCACCCUUCUGCAGGAAGACACAAGAAAUAAUGAGUUGAAGCUUGAUCAAAUCUUGACAGAGAUUAGGGAAUCGAAAGAAGAGUGUGAACUGAAAAAGGGAGUUGAUCAGUCUUUGCGAAAAAAGGCCUCGCACAUUAGUGGUCAGAGAACCGCAAUCACCAGAACAAAGCAUAUCAUUAAAACGCUUCAAGAAAAAGUCGAAAGCCUCACGAGAGAAUCUACUAGAGAUGUUGCAGCAAAGAUCAAGACUUGUCAAAAGAAUAUUAAGAAAAGCACUGAGGACAGAAUCGAGUGCUUGGCAGAAAUUGUUACGUUUCUCCGUGACUUGCAAAACAUCGAAGAUGAAGUAAUGGCUGCUACUGUCGCCUAUAUUGAGGCUUUCAACAGCGAGCGGUCCAUGAACGACGUGAUUGGGUUUUUCAACGAGAAAGAAAGUAAGUUACAAGAAGAAUACGAGGAAGCGAAAAGGAAUUACGCAUCAAUGAAAGAGACGCCCGAGUACCAGAGCUGGUUGGGAGCAAUCAGACGGUAUUCGACUUCGGAAAAACAACAACUGGCAGCUUUGGCAGAAGAAUAUCAAAGUUCCGACAACUUCAACUUGGCAUUCGUCCUUCAGGUCAUCAACAGAUUAAGGUCGGAAAUUGCCAUGGUCAACGAAGAUGAAUCUGUACUUGAAAUUUUACGCCGAACUGAAAGCGAACUCUCAGUGCUCAACAACAGUAUCCCACAACUGCGGACCAGCUUGGCUGAUCUGCGCUCUCAAAUACAGGAGAAGCACAGCCUGCUAGAACCAUUUUUGGACAGCAUCGUACACAAACUUUCAAGUAAUUUCUCUGAGUUAUUCAAGAACGCAGGGAGUGCUGGAGCGGUACAAUUAGAGAGACCGACGCUUUACAGUGACUGGCAAAUGAACAUCAUGGUCAAAUUUCGGGAUAAUGCUCCGCUCAAGAAGCUGGACUUCCACACUCAAUCGGGUGGAGAAAAGGCGGUUUCGACAGUACUUUACAUGGUUGCGCUUCAGGAGUUCACUUCUGCUCCCUUUAGAAUUGUAGACGAGAUCAAUCAAGGUAUGGAUUCCAAAAACGAGCGAAUUGUGCAUAAGGCCAUUGUUCAGAAUGCCUGUGUGGAAAACACGUCACAGUACAUUCUCAUCACGCCGAAAUUGUUGACAAACUUAUAUUACCACGAGAAUGUCAGGAUCCACUGUGUCAUGGCCGGUGCUUGGAUGCCAAAUCCUAGUGCUGAACCAUAUAGAGUUCAUUUUGGACGAUCCUCAGCCUACGUUUUCUAG